This is a messenger RNA of Cannabis sativa, 1151 nucleotides long. RefSeq lists its product as uncharacterized. NCBI's taxonomy places the organism in Eukaryota, Viridiplantae, Streptophyta, Magnoliopsida, Rosales, Cannabaceae. The transcript has 2 exons. The coding region runs from base 334 to 654 and encodes 106 amino acids. The record is from RefSeq and is a predicted model, not a curated record.
UAUUUAAACUUUUAUACAAGUUUUAUUUUUCAAUUUUACAUUUUUAAAAGUUUCAUAAUUACAAAUAUACCUAUCCUUAUGCUUAUGUCAUGGUUUUCUCUCUUCUUACACUCCACCACUUCCAUAACUCCUCCUUUCUUUUUUUUUUCUUUUUUUCUUUUUUUUUAUUUUCUGUUUCUCUUUCCUUGGUUCUUCAUUACCACAACCCACGAUCAUCCCGUCCAAAGCCCUAACCCACGAUUUUUCAACCUCUCAUCUAUGUCACUAUCUCCAUUAUCUUCCAUAAGCUCUGUAAGUUGUUCCUCCCACAUAUUGUCUUCUCUUCUUCUAUAAAUGGCCACCACUAAGUCGGGUUCGAAGUUACCUUCCCCAGCUAAAAAAAUUUCUAAAAUUUCUAAGAAACCUCCUACAAAUUCAUCUAAAGUUGAUCCUAAGAUGAGUUUGAAGCGCAUUGCGAAGAAAGGAAUGAGUGAUGUUGCAGAGCCAUCUGGUUCUAAGAAAAGACCUAUUCCAAAUAAAAUUGAGUCUCGUAAGACAAAGAGAGCAAAAUCUUCGAAAUCUGCCAAGGAUGUUAUAUCUUAUUUUGAUUUUGAGGAUGAAGUGCAUGAUGGGGAAGUGAAGCCUAAAGUUAAAUCCAAGGUAUUGUUACCUUGAAUUUUCUCAUUAUCUUAAGUUUAAAAUUUUUAAUCACCCUUUGUUUUCUUUUUGUCAAUGUUUUACCUGUUUAUAAUGACGAUUUUAUGUUUUGUCUCUUUUUUUUUUUUUGUAUUUCUUUUAUGUCUUUUUUGUUGAUGUUGUUUUUGUAUUGUUCUUUAGUGUUUUUUGGUUUUUUUUUUUUGUGCUAUUAAACAGUUUAUAGCAUUAUUAGUUUUCCAGUAACUUAUGGCCUUGUUAUGAACAUUUGUUUAACUGUUUGUUUUCAGUUAUUUUUAGGUUGUUUAAUUUAAUUUCUUAGUUGACAAUUACUAUUUUAAUUUUAUUUUCUGCAUAUUGUUGUUAAUAUAUUGCUUUGAAGUUGCUCAUUUUUUAGGAUGAGCAUAUUGGAGUUGUUUUUUAAAUGUUAUAUUUUGGUUUUUUCCUGGUUGCUUAUUUUUUGUUUUGCAUUUUAGUUGUUACUUGCAAUGUAUUUAUUUAGUUGUUCAAAUUUGUUG